GUGAAAACUCGCACGCCGUCUGUCAGUUGGCGAAAAAAAAAAUUAUCGUCCGUCGCCGCGGCAGAUCCAUCAAAAUCUAGAUUGCGUACGUACGCGGAAAGUUCGCUGCUUCGAUUUGGUUUCUUCCGGUGUGAAAGGGAAAUUUAAUCCAUCCGGUAGCGAAGAUACUGGAGUUUGAUUUGAGUGGUUUCGGCACCGACGGGAAAACUACCGGUCAGUGAAGGUGCUAAUUCCGGUUUCCAUUUUGCCCCAGUAUAUGCAGAGUGUAUUUAGCUAAGCGAAGACGACAAACGUCUAGUUCCAGUUCGAGCUUUUGGAAACAACCUAAAAAUGGCAGAAGGAUAUCUAACCAAGGAACACCUGAAAGGAUUCGAUAAUUACAAGUACAAUGCUCGUGAUACUUCACCGCUCAGUAUUUACGUGAUGCACCCGUUCUGGAAUUGGUUGGUUGAGUAUUUUCCAAAAUGGGUUGCACCCAAUUUGAUGACAUUUGCUGGUUUCCUGUUUACGGUAGCCAACUUCGUGAUGCUUUCCUGGUACGAUUGGGGCUUCUGGGCGAGCACCGAUGUCGAGGGCUCCAAACCGAUUCCGAAUUGGUUUUGGAUGGCGGCUGCUAUCAAUAUCUUUCUGGCUUACACCCUGGACGGCAUCGAUGGCAAGCAGGCUCGUCGCAUCGGUCUAUCUGGGCCGCUAGGGGAACUGUUCGACCAUGGGCUGGACUCGUACUCGGCAUUUUUCAUACCCGGUUGUCUGUAUAGUAUUUUUGGCCGUGGUGAAUUGUCGGUACCACCGAUUCGGAUGUACUAUAUCAUGUGGACGAUUUUCUUCAACUUUUACCUUUCACAUUGGGAAAAAUACAAUACGGGCGUGUUGUAUUUGCCAUGGGGUUAUGAUCUUGGCAUGUGGGGAUCGGUCCUAAUGUACCUGGCAACAUGGCAGUAUGGCUAUGAGGUGUGGAAAACCGAACUUCCCUGGGGAAUUUCAACUGGACAGUUGAUGGAACUCGCGCUGCACAUAAGCGCAAUGUCCAACCUUCCGAUGGUUAUGUACAAUAUGUAUAGAUCGUAUAAAGAUCGCACCGGAAAGAUGCGCUCAACAAAAGAAGCCCUGCGGCCACUCUUUACUUAUGGAACGUUCAUGUUGGUGUCCCUGCUUUGGGUAUUUGUCUCUCCGAACGAUAUUAUGAAUAGGGAUCCUCGGGCCGUUUACAUCUUAAGUGGAACCAUCUUCAGUAACAUAAGCUGUCGGUUAAUUGUUUCCCAAAUGUCCAACACCAUAAGUGAAACAUUUAACUGGAUGACAGGGGUGUUGUGUUUGGCUGUUCUCGCAAGUAUUACAAUGCCCUUCCUCGAACGACCUUUGCUGUACUUAUUGGUUGUCGGAUCAUCGUUGGCGCACUGGCAUUACGGAUCGGUUGUUGUGCAGCAAAUGUGUGAACAUUUCGGUAGAAUUUGCUUCAAGGUAACAAAACCAAAGGAAAUCAAACAGUAAAGUUGAAGUCAAUUGUGCUGACAAUCCCAGCCAAACUAUUAAAACAGGCAAAUUCGACCUCUCUAGUUGAUUUUCAAAUCUAUCGUACGCAUCACUUGUAAAAAUAUGUUUGGCCAGAAUUAGUUUCCCGAAUGCGACUCUAGUGUAGAUAGAAAGCGAAAAAAGUUCAAGUAACUAAUUUUAGUUAAUUUAUUCUAGUUUUAAAGUUUGACUUACCGCUACUACAGCCCAGUACUAGAUUUGCUAACAACAGUUUUAUUUUUGCACUUAGUACAAACCUCGAAUACUAUGCAGCUGCUCUCGAACUUGCUUAACAUUUUUGUUCGUAACGAAAAAAAAAAUCUUACACCUAAGGCAUUUGACAAAUUACUAUUCCAAAGAAUCCAUAGAAUAGAAAAUAUGAAAGUCGUAUAUCGCUUUAAGAGCGAAAGUAACAUACAUUGUGAUUGAUGUAAAAAUAUACAACAAAUUAAAAAAAUUAACAUCACGACAAUAAGGAAUCCAUCUUUGUCCAAGUAUUUCAGUCUGCCUCGUACUGGCACAGCCUCAAUCAACUUUUAAUAGAAAGUUUUUAAUUUCGUUUUUAUUUAAGGACGUGCCAUUUUGUUUUCAAGGUCUACUUAAAUAGGUAUUCUUCUCGUUUGCCAUCUUUUCCGAUAAAACUAUGACAGCUACUUAUAAUACAGUAGUUGUAGCAACUCAAUGACAUUAUCGAUUUAACUGUGCACAUAAAUGUAUAUACUCAUACUAAACAAACGCAGAACACUCUCAUCUUUGCAGGAAUUGAAAUUCGUAUUGUAAACGCAUUUUUUUAUUAUUCUUCCAAUAGAAAACCGGUAUCAGAUAAUAAAGUGAUGUAUUGUAUCUAACAGCUCUGUGGCAUUAUUAUGUUAUGAAAUGCACCCGGCAAGUAUGCCAUUAAACGCUUAUACUAUAAACUUAGGCAACAUAAUUAAAUCAAUCUUCAAAGAGUACAUGGAGACGUUUGCGUACGUAUCUUAACUUCGAUUUCUAACGGUGAGCACUUAACUGUAUAGAUGUCAACAUUUUGUUGUAGAAUGGUCAGUUUCUUCCAAGAAAGUUUGGAUUAAAAUGU
Molecule: messenger RNA, 2587 nt
Organism: Uranotaenia lowii
Lineage: Eukaryota; Metazoa; Arthropoda; Insecta; Diptera; Culicidae
Product: ethanolaminephosphotransferase 1
Exons: 7
Coding region: 331-1491 (386 amino acids)
Biological process (GO): phosphatidylethanolamine biosynthetic process
Cellular component (GO): Golgi apparatus; endoplasmic reticulum membrane
Molecular function (GO): ethanolaminephosphotransferase activity
Source: RefSeq, a predicted model, not a curated record